AAUAGACUUGAGGAGAAGGAAGCCGAGCUCUUAAUGGCUAAGCGCGCUCAAGCCGACCUUGCAAGUCGCAUGGAAGCUUUAGAAAAACGAAUAAUUGUGGGCGGCGAAAACCUAUUGGAGAAGGCGGAGGCUCAGGAGCGAUUGUUGGAGGAGUCGGCACAGGAAUUGAAAAUUCAAGAAGAACGUGCAAGACAGCUGAAACAAAAGUUGAAGGAGAAGAAGGAAGAACGCAUAAAUAUCGAAGAAAAGUACAACUCCUUGCAAUCUCUUUCGGCAGAAGUUAUGUGUCGAAUUCGGCGAGAUGCAUAUGAGUAA
This is a messenger RNA of Dibothriocephalus latus, 315 nucleotides long. Lineage: Eukaryota; Metazoa; Platyhelminthes; Cestoda; Diphyllobothriidea; Diphyllobothriidae. The record is from the annotation of a GenBank genome assembly.